AUGGAGGUCGAUUCAAUACCUCCGGGCCAUGGCGCAUCCCCGAAGCAGUCGUCGAGAUCGCCGUCCCAACCAUCCACGACACCAUCCGCGUCGGCAGGCACGACGACAACCACCACAACCGCGGGGCAGAUGAGCUUCAGGAGACAACGAGCUUCAAGAGCAUGCGAAACAUGCCACGCCCGCAAAGUCCGCUGUGAUGCUGCGAGCCUCGGUGUCCCUUGUACCAACUGCGUCGCCUUCCAGAUUGAAUGUCGGAUCCCAACGCCGAAACGGAAGAAGGUGCACAACACCGCUGUGCCAUCCAGAGAUUCUGACAGCGAUCGAGGAGACGACGACCGAUCCCCUCUGCCGCCUGGCACGACAACCUUCCCCAGCGGGACCCGACCUCCGGCUGUCUAUCACACCCAUGAGGGAACGCCAUCGAAGGCGAACGUGGAGGCAGAGCAACAGAAGAAGGAGGAAUUUGACAAUGCUACACUGGCAAACUAUAUGGAUCUCGUCAUGAAGCCGAAGUUCACGAGAGCACCAAUCACCGAGGCUGGGAGGGUGGCAUACCUGGGCGAGUCAUCCAACCUCACGCUCUUGGUACACGACCGCCAAAGGGACGGAGAUGUAGUGCACUAUCCCCUGCCAGAGAACAUCAGGGGCUCCAGGGCACGGUUGACCGAGUUGGACAAUGUCGAGAUUGACAUCUUGCAUCAACGAGGAGCAUUCCUCCUCCCACCACGGGCUCUCUGCGACGAGCUCAUCGAUUCCUACUUCAAAUGGAUCCACCCGAUCGUCCCCGUCAUCAACAAGACCAAAUUCAUGCGCCGGUAUAAGGAUCCCAAGAACCCGCCAUCAUUGCUCCUUCUGCAAGCUAUGCUGCUCGCAGGCUCACGCGUCUGCACAAAUUCGCAGUUGAUGGAUGCGAACGGCUCGUCAACGCCAGCUGCCCUGACGUUCUACAAACGAGCCAAGGCUCUGUAUGAAGCAAAUUACGAGGAUGACCGCGUCACCAUCGUCCAGUCCCUCUUGUUGAUGGGCUGGUACUGGGAGGGCCCCGAGGAUGUCACCAAGAACGUCUUCUACUGGACUCGGGUAGCGACCACGGUUGCGCAGGGCUCAGGAAUGCAUCGCAGUGUGGAGGGGUCGCAGCUCAGCAAGUCAGAUAAGAGGCUAUGGAAGAGGAUUUGGUGGACUCUUUUCACCAGAGACAGGUCCGUAGCUGUUGCCCUGGGCCGGCCGUGUCAGAUUAACCUCGAGGACUCGGAUGUCGAGAUGUUGACAGAGGACGACUUCAUCGAAGACGAGCCUGACCAGUUCAGCGAGUACCCGCCGGAUCCGAUUCAUGUGCAAUUCUUCCUCCAGUACGUCAAGCUGUGCGAGAUCAUGGGCCUCGUGCUUUCGCAACAAUACUCGAUUGCGGCAAAGGGACGUCGGCAUAAUCCUAUCGAUCUGACACACAGCGACAUGGCGCUCGCCGACUGGCUCCAGAACUGCCCCAAGAUCGUGUACUGGGAGAUGCCGAGGCACCACUUCUGGUCCGCCUUGCUACAUUCAAACUACUACACCACUCUCUGCUUGCUGCAUAGGGCCCAUAUGCCACCAAGCGGCUCUCACAGGUUCCCGGAUGAGUCUGUUUACCCGUCCCGGAAUAUCGCCUUCCAGGCCGCAGCCAUGAUCACAUCCAUCAUUGAGAACCUCUCGGCCCGGGGGGAGCUUCGGUACUGUCCCGCAUUCAUCGUCUACAGUUUAUUUACGGCCCUCAUCAUGCACGUCUAUCAGAUGAGGUCGCCCAUACCAUCCAUCCAGCAGGUGACGCAGGACCGCAUUCGAACGUGCAUGGGCGCCCUCAGAGACGUAUCCAAGGUGUGGCUCGUUGGCAAGAUGGUGCACACACUGUUCGAGUCAAUUCUCGGAAACAAGGUCUUUGAGGAGCGGCUCCAGAAGGCGGGAGGCAAGAGACACCGCAAGGCGCAGCAAAGCUUGUCACAGCUCGAGCAACAUCGUUAUGCGCAAGAGCAGAAGCGAAAGUACGACGAGAUGGCGAUCGACUUCAGCGUGAGCACACCCCAGCCGCCAGAGUCGUAUGAGCGCUCCCGACCGCAAACACCAAGCCUCGCGCCGAAAACGGAGCAGGCACCCGGUGCAAUGCCACCUCCCGCCAAUGCAUCGCCGCACGUGCGGAACAAUGGCGACACCUUCAUGGGCGGGACCGCUUCGCGCUCUCACACUCGGCCAGCAACCCCCUUCAACCCAUCCUUCUCGGUGCCCGCAACGCCCCCGGACCUCUACCUCGUCACCCGCAAUUCGCCGAACCUGUCGCAGUCCAUCUGGGAGAAUUUCCAACCGGACCAACUCUUCCCGGAGAGCGCGCACGUCCCGCUGUUUCAGCAAUUCUCACCUCCCCAAGCUAACUUGGACGCGCACAUGAUGGCGCAGAUGCAAAACCAAAACAUUCAGGGCCCGCCGCCGCCGCCGAUAGACGCGAGCGGGCAGAAUGCGUAUGCUGGGCAGGGUGGUGGUGGAGUGCCUGAGAGGGGCAUGGCCGGGCUGGCGCUGCAGCAAAACACCAUGCUGCAGCCGGGCAUGGCGGCGGGGACGGCGGCGAGCGUUGGGUUUCAGAGUCAGGGACACCAACAGCAAGCCGGCGGCAAUAACAGCAGCACGUGGCAUGGGUUCGAUGGGGCGCCUGUCACGGACGGGCAGAGCCCGACCGAUAGCUGGAGUACCAGCUCGGCGCAGGGGCAGCCCGUGCCGUCGACGUUGAACGUGGAGGACUGGUGGGUGCUUUACUCCUUGCUUACUGAAAGUUAUGGAAGACGCUGACUUGGAUCCACACAAAUAGGUUCCAAUUCUUUGGCAUUCAUAAUGAACCGGGCAACCCGAUCAACCUUGAUAAUCUCCCGCUGGGUUAGGCGAUUCAAGGGGUGUGGGUGGCGUUGCACACGGAUUGCGUACGCAGCGAC
Molecule: messenger RNA, 2951 nt
Organism: Parathielavia appendiculata
Lineage: Eukaryota; Fungi; Ascomycota; Sordariomycetes; Sordariales; Chaetomiaceae
Exons: 5
Coding region: 1-2811 (936 amino acids)
Biological process (GO): regulation of DNA-templated transcription; DNA-templated transcription
Molecular function (GO): zinc ion binding; DNA binding; DNA-binding transcription factor activity, RNA polymerase II-specific
Source: RefSeq, a predicted model, not a curated record